Arctia plantaginis is the source of this 264-nucleotide messenger RNA. Lineage: Eukaryota; Metazoa; Arthropoda; Insecta; Lepidoptera; Erebidae. The record is from the annotation of a GenBank genome assembly.
AUGUUCACUUACCCCCGAGGCGGGCACUUCGCGGCUCGAAGCGAGAUGAACGCGUGGCAGAGCGAAGCGGAAGUAAGGAGCAGCACGCGGCCGCACCGCUCAACCCUGCAACCACAACUGAUUUUCCAGCGCGAAAACUUCCCUCGAACGCGUCAUCACUCACCCCAUUCCCGCUCCAGCCAAUCAUCUGUGGGCGACACGGUCGAAGCCUACCGGUGCUGGCCGAUGUCCCCCGAACGCUGGGGUGGCGAUUGGAUCUUUUAA